AUGAAGUCGUUGUCAGUAAUAGCAGCGCUGCUGGGCCUUUUGGCCGCUGGUCCUUGCAGCGCCUUUUCCACCGUCGCUCUGCCUGCCAACUUCAAGCCCCCACCAGUCUUUAAGAACAAUAUGUUGGUGCACGUCAUUUCGGUUGAGAAGACCUACGCAAAGGAGCAGAUCAAUGUCAUGUUGGAGAACAUCUCCGACAAGCCUCAAAGCGAAUACUUUUUGCCCUUUACCGCGGAACAAAUUGCCCGAGUUGGUGCCGUCGAAGCCAAGGAUCGCAAGGAUGACACUGUUGGACCCUUUGGAGUUGACCUGGUUGAAUACGAUGCUCUCAAUGACGUCCAGUACUACCGCAUUACACUGCCCUCACCUCUCAAGGCUGGCGGCCAGUACCCUCUCGCCGUCUCUUGGGUAUACCUAAACUCAUAUCGCCCACUCCCGGCCUCCAUUGGCCAGGACGAGCAGCAGUUCCUGGUGUACGACUUCUCCCUCUUCGCGCCAUCGGCUUAUACGACCUUGAAGCAAAAGACCGAGGUCAAGUUCUCAACCGUUACCAUCCCAGACUACACGACGACAUUCGGCCCCGAAGGCCAGGAGUAUCCUCAAAAGGUUGGCAGCAAGAUGCUAUAUGGACCCUUUGACGAGCAGCCUGCCGGCGCUUUCUUCCCCGCGCAGGUCAGAUUCGAGUUUACCAAGCCCGUGAUCCACGUGUCUACUCUCGAGAGAGAUAUCGAGGUCAGCCACUGGGGUGGCAACGUUGCCUUUGAGGAGAGAUACACUCUGUACCACCUGGGUGCCAACCUCUCUACCCAAUUCAACCGUGUCAAGUGGGCGCAAUCUCAGUUCUAUAACCCUGCUUCCACCGCCUUGAAGGAGCUCAAGUUCCCUCUUCAGAUCGGGAGCGUCGACCCUUACUUCACAGACGCCAUCGGAAACGUGUCAACCUCUCGAUUCAGGAGCAGCAAGCGAGAGGCCAUGCUGGAGCUGAAGCCACGUUAUCCCGUGUUUGGCGGCUGGAAGUAUCCGUUUACCAUUGGCUGGAACACCAACGCUGCUAACGUCUUGCGCAACACUGCCGAUGGAGGCCAUGUGCUCAAGAUUCCCUUUUUCGAGGGACCCAGGCAGGCUGAGGGUGUAGAGUACGGCGAAGUCAACGUCCGAGUGCUCUUGCCCGAGGGAUCUGAAAACGUCAAAUACUACACCAGCAUUCCCGACUCAUCAAUCGUUGAAUCAUCCGUUGAUGUUCACAAGACGUAUCUCGACACCAUUGGCCGGACAUCCGUGACCAUCAAGGCCAAGAACCUGGGAGAUGAAUUCCGAUUCCGUGAUCUGAUCAUCACUUACGAGACUCCGUUGGCUGGCACCCUCCGCAAGCCCGUGGUGGUCUUUGCAAGCAUGCUUGCAGUUUACGCCGCCGCGUGGGCUCUUGGAAAGGUGCAAGUGGGAUUCUCAUCCAAAUAA
This is a messenger RNA of Trichoderma harzianum CBS 226.95, 1458 nucleotides long. RefSeq lists its product as hypothetical. NCBI's taxonomy places the organism in Eukaryota, Fungi, Ascomycota, Sordariomycetes, Hypocreales, Hypocreaceae. Gene Ontology annotation, cellular component: oligosaccharyltransferase complex; membrane. The transcript is spliced from 3 exons. Bases 1 to 1458 code for a protein of 485 amino acids. The record is from RefSeq and is a predicted model, not a curated record.